Molecule: messenger RNA, 3319 nt
Organism: Paramecium pentaurelia
Lineage: Eukaryota; Ciliophora; Oligohymenophorea; Peniculida; Parameciidae
Source: the annotation of a GenBank genome assembly
AUGAAAUAUUCUGGAAAUGAUGACGAGUAAUUAUGUGAUUUUAUCACUUUAAUAGUUAAGAGGAUUCAGAUGACUAAUAGAAAACAAGUAUUUCUCAAUAUUAAGCUAAUAAAUUGAAACAAUAAGCAAAAGAAAUGCAUGAUAUGUUGUGUUAAUUGUAAGAAAACUUUGAAAAUGAAGAAUGUGACAAAUACUAUAUUUUGAGUAAAAAGUAUUUAAAUGAAUUUGAUUACUUAGUUGGUUUGAAUAGUGGAAAUAGUUUGUAUCAUAUGAUUAAGUUAUAAAUGGUCAACCACCUGACAAGAAAUUUGGAUAAACAAUGUUGCAAAAUUAUAAUUAUGAUUUACUAGAGCGCAUAAAUGAAUGUUUUAAAUUUUAUCCUCUUAACUCUAAUCCAUGGAAUAUAUGGUUGAAACCUGAUUUAAAAGAGGGAAUUAAUUAUAUAGUGAUUUCAUAAUAAAUUUAGAGUUAUCUGAAUUAAAAUUAUAGAGGUCUUUAGAUUGUACGAAAUUCUGUGGGAUAAGGCAAAAAUAAAAAGGUGGUUGUGAAUUUGCUUAAAGUAUAUAUCAUUUGAUUUUAAAAAGUUCAAUGCCACAUUGAUUUUACCUAAUACGAUUAUUUAAAUUGCAUAAGAUAAUUUAACACAAAUUGAUAAAGAAUAUUUAUAAGCAGAUGAAAGUUGUGUAAUGAAAGAUCUUUAUUCAAUAAUAUAAAAAACUGUACCUACUUUUAGGGGUAAUUACAAUAAUCAGAAUGGUGUUAGAAUAUGGAGAUACAAAAAUUAAAAUGAUCCUCAUAAGGCAUUAUUUGCAGAAAUCAAAAAAUAAGUUUAAGAUCUUGAUUUUAAUGAUGAUUAAGUAUUUGAUUUUUCAGGAGAUCCUAUUGAGAAUUCACCAGAUAUUACAUUAUAAUCAUUGAAUCUAACUGAUAAUGAUCUUAUUGUAAUUGAAGUAUUAUAUUUAUCUUAUAAAUAAGUUUUAACAAUGUUAUAAACCAUGGUGUAUUAGACAUCCUUCUGUUCCAGUAGAAGGUAAAUGUGAAGGUUGUGGUUCAAUAAGUGAAUUACAUUUUCAUUGUAUAUGCAAAAAAGUAUCAUAUUGUUCAGAAAAAUGUAAAGUAACUGAUGAAAAAUUUCAUCUUCCAAAAUGUGAUCCUUGUGGUUCUGAUGAUGAAUAAGUAAAAUAGAUUACUAUUAAUGAUAAAUCUAUAAAAGGAAUAGCUGGAUUAGCUAAUCUAGGAAAUACAUGUUUUAUGAAUAGUGGUACAUAAUGUUUAUCAAAUACAUAUUAAUUAUCAGAAUAUUUUAUUACAAAUAAAUAUUUUGAUGAAAUUAAUGAAGAUAAUCCUUUAGGAACAAAAGGAUAAUUAGUCAGAAAAUAUGCAUCACUUAUUAAGAAAUUAUGGUGUGGUGAUAAAAAUGUUGUAAUACCAACAAGUUUCAAAAAAGCAGUUGGAUAAUUUUAACCAAUGUUUAAAGGAUUUUAAUAACAUGAUUCUUCUGAAUUAAUUACAUUUCUAUUAGAUGGAUUACAUGAAGAUCUUAAUAGAGUAAAAAAGAAACCUUAUGUUGAAUCAAAAGAUAAUUAAGGAAAACCAGAUUUUGAAGUAGCAAAAGAAAGUUGGGAGAAUCAUCUUGUUAGAAAUCAAUCAAUUAUUGUAGAUUUAAUGCAUGGAUAAUAUAAAUCAACUCUUAAAUGUCCUACUUGUUCUUAAAUAUCUAUUACUUUUGAUCCAUUUCUAACUUGUGGACUUAGUAUACCAAGUAAAAAAUAAAAGUCCAUUUAAAUCAAGGUUAUCAAAUCAAUAGUUUCAAUUGAAACUAAAUAUAUAAAUUUUGAAGGAUCUAAAAAAACUAUGCCAUUACAUGAAUUUACUAAGGAAUAUAUUAUUCCUGAAUUCAAAAUUGAUUAAAAUGCAGAAUUAAUAUUUUAUACAUCUUAUUCCAAUGAAAUUCAAGAUCUAAUUGAUUCAAAAUCUGAAAUUAAUUCAGUAAGAAAGAAUUCAAAAAGAGGAUAUCUAAUUGUUAAACCUAUAAGUGAAGAGGAGAAAGCAAUACCUUUAGAUGAUAGAAUCUAUUUGAGUUAUUCCUAGAAAGCCUUAGAUGGAUUUGGUUAAUAAUAUAAAAGAACUAUUCUUUAAUAAUUCUAUGUAAUCAUUUAAAAAGAGUAUACUCUUAAAUAAAUACAUCUUGCUAUUUUUAAAGCUUUACUUCCUAUAUUUUGUGAUGUUGUUUCAAUAAAUGAUUUGUAAACUCCAGAAAAAUUGCAAUAAUAUUAUGAAGAGAAUAUAUACUAAAAAGUAUUAAUAAUUAUAUAGAAUUUAGUAUUAUAAUGUACAAUUCAGAUCUCAAAGUACUUAUUGGUCAUCCUGCAGUUAUUGUAAUUAGAAGAAUUGUCCUGAUUGUAAUGCAGAUUAUUUAGAUGAUACAUAUCAAAAAAUAAAAACAAAAGCAUAAGAGAAUGAUUAACAUACUAAGAUAGAGUUAAUUGUAUUUUGGAAUUAAAGUCCUUUUUAAAAUGUUAAACCUACUGACAUCUACUAAUAUUAUUAGAAUUAAUAAUAUAAAAAAUAAAUGGAAGGUAAUGAUUAAUAUAAUAAUUAUUUAGAAGAAAGAAAUACUAUGAAUAAUGAUGAAAAUAAUAAUUUAAAUAAGACAAGAAAUAUGGGAAAAGUUACUAAUUUUUCUAAUAAUAAUUCAAUUUAAAAAGUAACAUUAUAGGAAUGUUUAAAAUAAUCAGAAUAACCAGAAUAAUUGGCUGAAGAUAAUGCAUGGUAUUGCAAAGUUUGCAAAGAACAUGUAUAAGCUUUUAAGAGUAUGUAAAUUUAUAAGGUAUUUAUAUUAAUAUUACAAUUAGGCAUCUGAUAUUUUAAUAUUCACAUUAAAGAGAUUUAAAGCAUCAAGUGGAUAUUUUAAAUAGAAACUUGAGACUUUUGUUGAUUUUCCUGUAAGAGGUUUAGAUCUAACAGAAUUCAUUUUGAAUAAGAAUAGACCAUUGGAUUAUGAGAAAGAAUAACAAUCAAAGGAAAAAAUAGAAGAAGAAUUUCCAGAAUAAAGAGAGGACGAUAAGAAAUUAAUAUAUGAUUUAUUUGCAGUAUCAAAUCAUUUUGGAGGCAUGGGAGGAGGACAUUAUACUGCUUUUGGAUAGAACCAUGUACUUUAACUGUUUAGUGUUAGUUGAAUGGAAAAUGGUACAGCUUUGAUGACGCUCAAGUUACUGAGGUAGAUGAAGAUUAAAUUAUAACGAAGAGUGCAUAUGUGUUAUUUUACAAGCGUAGAUCACAAGUGGAAGUCACACAAGAUUUCAAUAUCUAAGAUUGA